Sarcophilus harrisii (Tasmanian devil) is the source of this 2147-nucleotide messenger RNA. It is a transcript of the gene DPF1, whose product is annotated as double PHD fingers 1. Gene Ontology annotation, biological process: nervous system development. The coding region runs from base 803 to 1948 and encodes 381 amino acids. Gene Ontology annotation, cellular component: nBAF complex. The transcript is spliced from 2 exons. NCBI's taxonomy places the organism in Eukaryota, Metazoa, Chordata, Mammalia, Dasyuromorphia, Dasyuridae. The record is from RefSeq and is a predicted model, not a curated record.
CCCCGCCGCCGGGUGCCAGCCGCAUGGGUCUCGCCCCCCAGGACCAGCUGCUAUUCUGUGACGACUGUGACCGUGGCUACCACAUGUACUGCCUGAGCCCCCCCAUGGCCGAGCCCCCGGAAGGAAGCUGGAGCUGUCACCUGUGUCUCCGGCACCUGAAGGAAAAGGCAUCGGCCUACAUCACCCUCACCUAGGCCCGGCCCCCCCUCGCCCCUUCCCUCGCCUGCCCAUCCCCCCUCCCUGACUGAGCCCCACCCCCAGGCUGGGGCCCCCCAAGGGCCGGGUUCCCCUCCCCCGCCGAGGGGAGUAUGUGCCAGCUCCAGCCCCCCUCCCCCCUGGGCGGGGAAGCUCGCCCUGCCCCCACUCCUGGACGGCGGGGGCUGGGGAUGCUGCUCUCCUCAAAGCCAUAACCUGCCUCCGGGCGGGCACUAGGGGGCGGGCGCCGGCUAGGGAGGGGAAGGGGCAUGGAUGGAGCCUUUUUCUAGAGAAAAAGACAAAAAGUUAAAAAAAAAAAAAAAAGACAAAGUAAUAUAUACAGAGACCUAUACACCUUGGUGGGCCUGGACGGUGGGCACCUCCCCCCAGUUUCCCACUGGGCACUGACCCGGACCAGCGCCCGCCGGCCCCCUCCCCUAAUUCCCUGGGGAAGCUGGCGGCUCGGGCCCACCCCGGGGGCCCACCCCAGUAGCGGGCACCGUUUCCCACCUCGUGCUCUGGGAGGCAGGCGCCACGCUUGCCCCUUUUCGGCCUGCCCCCUGCCCCUUCCCGCGGUGCCCGCCGUGGGCGUUGCAUGAUGUGAACCAUGGUUUUUCAAGUCCUGUUCCCCCUGCCCCUUCCUUGUGCCCGCUCCCCCAUGCCCAAUGCAAACUGUGGGCAGGGGCCGGGCAAGGUGGGCCCCGGAGCUCGCCAGAAUGAGAAGCACAGAGUUUGCACCCGGACUGGUUUUUUUCUCCCCAUCCCCAUCCCCUCGCCAGGCAAGGACCAGACCCCUUGGCAAGGGGGGUCCCCUGAAACCCGAUGCCCGUUGAGGGCGGUUGGCGAGGGGGGCAGCUGUUUCUUGUGGUCGUGUGUGUUUCAUUGUUGGGGUAUCCAAAAGACACUGGGUUUCCCGGGCAAGUGGGCAAGGCCGGGGAGAGGGGGGUCCUGGGGGGCCAGGGCGCCAUGGGCUGGCCCUGGCUUCCUGGCACCAUGGCCCCAUCCCCCCAGCUCCCUGUACAGCCUGUGCCCCCCCUUGCCUGCCUCUCCUGUGGAUCACCCUGUUCUGUGUAUUAAACUGGGCCUGGCCCUGCUGCGCCCUGGCCCAUGCCUCCUUCUGUGGGCACCUGGGGGGGGGACGAUGGGAGGGGGCCUGGGGCCCUGUCCGGCUUUUGUCUGCUGCUCUUCCCUAACUCCUCCAGCGCCUCCUCGGUCUCUCUCCCAACAAUCCCCCCCCCCCCGCCUCCCUCCAGGCUACGGCAGCACCUUCUCCAACCCCCCCUCCCCCGUGCCUCCCCCCCUUCUGGCAGCCCGUCACCCCUCCCCCAUCCACCCCAGGAGUCAUCCUCAGGCAUCCCCUUCCCUGCCUUCUCCCGGUCUUUCCCCGUCACCCUGCCGGCCCCAUUUCCCUCGCCUCUCCCCCUCCCCCUCUCCUUGUCUCCCCAUCUUCCUCCAAUCCUCAUCUCUUCUCCCGGCUUCUCCUCGUCCCCCACCCCCUCCUGCCUUGCUGGGAAGAGAAGGGAAGGAACGGGGGGAUGGGGUGAGAGAGACUGAAGCACCCCCCACCCCACCCCCCUCCUCACACACACACCCAACCAGCUGUGGUCGCCCUGGCAACGGGCAGCUGCUGCAGCAAGAGACAGACAGAGGGUGGGAAGUGGGAGAAGGGAUGGGGGGGCAGGGAGAGCAGCAACCGCCCCAGGUCUGUCCAGGGUCCCCCCGCCCCGUCAGUAUUCUAGCCCUAGUAUUCUAGCCCUACUGUGUGCACCUCGCUGCUGCUGGGCAGGGCCAGACUGUGUGGAGACAGCAACCCAUCCUCCACCUCCCCCCCAAGAGCCAAGGACGGGGAAGAAAGGAGGGGGAGGGGAGAGACAGGUUAGGAGCAGCCCAAGUGACCUGGUGGGAGAGACCGAGACAGGGGAGAGAGAGAUGAGAGACACAGAGACAAAGAG